GGUUUUGGGGCUAUAGAGACAAAAGAUACAGCCCUUGCCUCAAGAAGCUCUUGGUUUCAGUGGGACACAGUGAAAUGAUUACAAUGUACCAUGCUAAGUGCUGUGAUCAAAGCAAGGAUUCUUGGGACUGGUAAAUGUUUAAGAACAGCCCUCAUGCUUGCUGUGCACUAUGACUCACCGGGUAUUGUCAACAUCCUUCUUAAGCAAAAUAUUAAUGUCUUUACUCAAGACAUGUGUGGAAAAGAUGCAGAAGAUUACGCUAUUUCUUGCCGUUUGACAAAAAUUCAACAACAAAUUUUGGAACAUAUAAAGAUGAUACUUAAAAAUGACAAACCAGCAACUCGUGGCAGCCAUUGAUGUUUACUCUGUCUUCAUAGUUUUACUUUUUUCAGAAGAGUCACAUAGUUGGAAUAAUACUGUGGAUAUAUUUUUGAAUAGUUAAAAAAAUUAAAGCUCCAUGGCAAUUGAAGCAUUUUCCAUGAUCUGUGUGUGGAUUUAUUGCCUGCAUUGGAUGACAAAGUCUUGAGUAUUGCUGCUAAG
Molecule: messenger RNA, 540 nt
Organism: Pan troglodytes (chimpanzee)
Lineage: Eukaryota; Metazoa; Chordata; Mammalia; Primates; Hominidae
Product: putative ankyrin repeat domain-containing protein 20A2
Exons: 5
Coding region: 91-357 (88 amino acids)
Molecular function (GO): protein binding
Source: RefSeq, a predicted model, not a curated record